GUCGCCUCUGGGCUCGACCACAUCCCAUCACAACCAAUAAUCUUUCUUGAUCCAAUGUCUCAAACAGUCACCCUGACAAAGGCUGUAAAGCCGAUAAGUUACGAUAUCAAUAUCCCUUACGUCAGUGUCUCUGAUGAUACAAAAAAGAAUGUCAAAUAUUCUCACUACCUGCCCACCUGGGACAAGGUCUGGUUUGACCCGCUGCCUUCAUUCGAGUACCAGGACCCCGCUCUCCGGGUAAAAGACAAGUCUAAGCCGAAUUUGUUGUCCUCUACUGCCAAAGUGUCACAUAUCCAGCCUUGCAUUGGUAGCAUUGUCGAGGGCGUGCAAUUGAACAAGCUCUCCGACGCGGCUAAGGAUGAACUUGCAUUGCUUAUCGCCGAACGCAAGGUUGUUGCCUUUCCCGAUCAGGAUCUCAUCGAUGCUGGACCGGAAGAGCAGUAUUCCUUUAUGCGAUAUUUCGGCAAGCCGAAUUAUCAGCCUAUUUCAGGGUCGAUGAAGGGGUAUCCAGGUUUCCAUAUCAUUCACCGUGACGGAAAUGUGGAUGAGAUCAACCGUUUCUUGGAGCAACGCACUACCACGACGUUAUGGCAUCAGGAUGUCAGCUAUGAAAUCCAGCCCCCUGCCUAUGUCAUGUUGGGAUUACUUCAGGGCCCCGAAGUCGGUGGAGACACGGUCUUUGCCGCUACAGACGCUGCGUACAAGAGACUAUCUCCCACUUUCCAAUCCUUCAUCGACAAUCUCAAAGCCGUCCAUACAUCCGCUAAAAUGAUCGCCCACGCCAGAUUAACUGGUAGCUUAGUGCGCAAGGAUCCCGUGGAGAACGUCCACCCUUUGGUCCGCGUGCACCCCGUAACAGGCGAAAGAUGUCUCUUUAUCAACGGCGAAUUCAUCACCAGGGUCGAGGGUCUAAAAGAACCCGAGUUUAGAGUUUUGCAAGAUUUCCUCAUGCAACAUCUCAUCACGGGCCAUGAUUUCCAAGCCCGCGUGCGAUGGCAACCUCGUACUAUAGUCAUGUUUGAUAAUCGAUCGACAAUACAUUCCGCUAUUGUGGACUACAUCGAUGAAGAAACAGGCGCGAAACCGCGCCAUAUAUUCCGACUCUGCGCUCUGGGCGAACAACCUAUCCCUGUGAAUCAAAAUACCACACCAUCAAACUAAUUUUGGAGCAGGACGAAAAAUGCUGACACGAUAUAUAACGAACACUAACUUGGAAUUUUAAUCUCGCUAAUUGAUAGACUCCUUAAGCUCGGCGUUCGGUUCUGUUUACUGAUAUUUCUGUUACGUUUUAUCUCUUCCGGGGUUCUGGAUUUUUUUCAUACUUUUUUGAUAGACUGGAUGGAUAUUUAGAUUUUUUGACUUUUUUUUGCCAUUUGUCUUCUGGGUUUACUUUGUGAUCAUGAAAAGUGUCAUGUUUCGUUUUGGCUGUGAUAAGAAAAGUAUAAUCUGUUCACAUCAAGCUGAUGUAUGAGGAUGUCUCUUCAGAAGGUCUUUAAUGUGUACUGAGUUGAAUUGUCUUUGCGACUUGGUUAGGAAUUGAUGAAUGGAUAUCCUAUCAAUGAG
This is a messenger RNA of Talaromyces stipitatus ATCC 10500, 1563 nucleotides long. RefSeq names its product alpha-ketoglutarate-dependent taurine dioxygenase. The coding region runs from base 55 to 1161 and encodes 368 amino acids. Lineage: Eukaryota; Fungi; Ascomycota; Eurotiomycetes; Eurotiales; Trichocomaceae. The transcript is spliced from 3 exons. Gene Ontology annotation, molecular function: 2-oxoglutarate-dependent dioxygenase activity. Gene Ontology annotation, cellular component: cytoplasm. The record is from RefSeq and is a predicted model, not a curated record.